AUCGAAGCACUUAUGAUGGAGAUGCAGAAUCCAGACAAAGGCAUCAAGACGCAGACGCAGAAGGUGAUGGUCACAGACAUCCCACACGCUGUGACAGGUAAUGAUAUAUGCCAAUGGAUUCUUCAGCGCUUGCAGAUCACUGGGGAAGAGGCGCUCCACCUAGGGGACAUGUUUGUCAAAUAUGGAUACAUCUACCCUCUUCAGGAGCCAAAGAAUCUCACCCUCAGGGCAGAUGGCAGCCUGUACAGGUUUCAAACCCCCUAUUUCUGGCCGGCGCAGAGCUGGCCUGCCGAUGACACAGACUAUGCAAUUUACCUAGCAAAGAAGAACAUUAAGAGGAAAGGGAUUUUAGAAGAAUAUGAAAAGGAACAUUACAACAUGCUCAAUCAAAAAAUAAACUACAAAUGGGAUUUUGUUAUUAUGCAGGCCAAAGAGCAGUAUAAGGCAGGGAAGGAGCGGAAGAAGGCGGACAGGUACGCCCUGGACUGCCAGGAGAGAGCCUACUGGCUUGUGAACCGAACUCCUCCGGGCAUGCUAGACGCUCUAGAGUAUGGAUUAGACCGCGCAACAGAUCCUAAUGAAAAUAAGAAGAAAACUAUGGAUAUUUAUAGGAGAGAGAUCAUGUACUAUCAGCUGGCCAUCAUGAAGUCCAGAGUGAAAUCUUCUGUCUCUCUCGGAGGGCUUGUGAAAUACUCUGAGCAGUUCCUCUCCAGUGAUCCUAUCCUGUCCGGAUGUCUCCCCAGCAACCCCUGGGUAACAGAUGACCCUGAGUUCUGGGAUCUCAAUGCAAAACUAGUGGAAAUCCCCACCCGAAUGCGCGUGGAGCGAUGGGCCUUCAAUUUCAGCGAGCUCAUACGGGACCCCAAGGGUCGGCAGAACUUCCAGCUCUUCCUGAAGAAGGAGUUCAGCGGAGAGAAUCUGAGUUUCUGGGAAGCCUGUGAGGAUCUCAAGUAUGGAGACCAAUCUAAGGUCAAAGAAAAAGCAGAAGAAAUUUACAAGCUCUUCCUGGCUCCAGGAGCAAGGCGCUGGAUCAACAUUGAUGGCACCACGAUGGGCAUCACCGUCAAAGGCCUCAAGCACCCUCAUCGCUAUGUUUUAGAUGCUGCUCAGACCCACAUUUACAUGCUGAUGAAAAAGGACUCCUAUGGCCGUUAUUUAAAGUCUCCAGUAUACAAGGAAAUGCUGGCCAAGGCUAUUGUGCCGCAAGAGACUGUCAAAAAAAGCUCCACUUUCACGUUCGGACGCCGCCACCUCCGCUCCAGCCCCAGCCCGAUCCUCCUGAGGCAGCAGGAGGAAGAGGCCAAAGCCAGAGAAGCCGCCACGACCGUGGACAUCACGCAGGUCAUGAGCAAGCUGGAUCGCAGGAGCCAGCUCAAGCAGGAACCUCCUGCCAAGUAG
This is a messenger RNA of Apaloderma vittatum (bar-tailed trogon), 1398 nucleotides long. It is a transcript of the gene RGS9, whose product is annotated as regulator of G-protein signaling 9. The record is from RefSeq and is a predicted model, not a curated record. NCBI's taxonomy places the organism in Eukaryota, Metazoa, Chordata, Aves, Trogoniformes, Trogonidae. Gene Ontology annotation, biological process: G protein-coupled receptor signaling pathway; regulation of G protein-coupled receptor signaling pathway; intracellular signal transduction. The transcript has 16 exons. The annotation marks the transcript as partial.